Molecule: messenger RNA, 4408 nt
Organism: Porites evermanni
Lineage: Eukaryota; Metazoa; Cnidaria; Anthozoa; Scleractinia; Poritidae
Source: the annotation of a GenBank genome assembly
AUGGCUCGUUUGGAUGAAAUGUUAGCGACGUUAGCCGGCAAGUUGAACAGCAAUGAAGCCUUCAACCCCGAUCGCGGUUUCCAAGUGGAUGUGGUGUUUGUCUCUAUGCCUGUACCAGGGUCUGGUCGACAUAAACAACGCAAUGUGGGACGUCUAUGCCUGGAUCGAGACAACAAGAAAAAGAAAUGUAUCAUUCCUAUUCGAAACAGAGAUGCCUUAUGCUGUGCUCGCGCUAUCGUCACCAUGCGAGCCCAUUGCCAUAAAGAUCAAGGCGUGGACGGGUUUCGCGACUGGGACAAUCUCAGACGUGGUCUUCCUGUGCAGUUACGACAAGCCCAAGCCCUCCAUCAGCAAGCGCUAGUCGCGGAGGGUCCCUGUGGUUUACCCGAGCUGCGUCAAUUUCAACAGACGUUAGGGCCUCAAUAUCAAUUGCUGGUGAUGACCCGGAUGAAACCCUUUUUUCUGAUCUUUAAAGGCCCUGAUGCCCCUCAUCCGAUUCGUUUAUUGAAAUCCAAUGAUCAUUUUGAUGGCUGCACGUCUUUUCCUGCGUUUGUCAAUCGCUCCUAUUAUUGCCUGGACUGUGAACGAGGGUUCAACAACAACGAUCGGACCCAUCACACCUGUCAAGGCAGACGCUGCAAAGCGUGCGGUCGCUUUGACUGUUCAGAUUAUGUGCGUGGCACCCGCCCCACGGAGUAUUGCCCCUUAUGUCACCGCAAGUUUUACGGCGACCAUUGCAUUCGUCAUCAUGUGGUCAGCAAGCAAUGUCAAUCCAUCAAAACCUGUCUCAAAUGUCAGGCCCAGUACACCGUCCUCCCUAACCAACGUCACCAGUGCGGGUAUGCCAAGUGUCCCGUCUCUCAGGAAUGGGUGUCCAUCCAAUACCACAAGUGUUACAUUCAACCCGUGGCAGGGAAUGAGGAAGAAGAACCAACCGAGGAGGGGGGAGGUAGCAUGGUGGCGCCACCCCCUCCCCUGUUUGUUUACGCCGAUUUUGAAGCCAUGCAGAAUGCGGAAGGCGUGUUUGUAGCCAAUUUGUUGUGUUAUUCGUCCAGUGAAGAAACGACCAUUCAUGUGUUGGACGGGGAGGACUGUGCCCUACAAUUUUUGCGUGAUUUGGAUGAUCUCACGGUUCUCCCGGACGCAGAGGGUGGACGGACCAUUCUCGUGGUGUUUCACAAUUUGAAAGGCUUUGACGGCAUGUUUAUUUUGCACGAACUGUACCAGCAACAACGUGAAGUGGUGGAUCAACUGACGGUGGGCGCCAAAGUGUUGUCUUUCAGGAGCGGAGCUGUCAAAUUCAUUGACUCGCUGUGUUUCUUGCCCAUGCCACUCGCCUCCUUUCCCAGCACCUUCAAUUUGACCGAAUUAAAGAAGGGCUUCUUUCCUCAUUUGUUCAAUACCCCGGAUCAUCAACAGUAUGUGGGCCGCAUCCCCGAUUUGGAAUUUUACGAUCCCGAGGGCAUGAUGGUCAAAAAGAAAGACGAACUGACCCGUUGGCAUGCCGACCAAGUCCGUCGUAACAUGCGUUUUGAUUUCCGUCAAGAAAUGAUCGAGUACUGCAAAUCGGAUGUGGCGCUGUUGAAAGCGGGGUGUGAAGCCUUUCAGCAAGAAUUUGAACGGCAGGCUGGCUUCAAUCCCAUGGCCAAGUGUAUCACCAUCGCCAGUGCCUGCAAUCUCUAUUGGCGCAAGCAUCAUUUGACCCCCGAUACUAUAGCCGUCGAACCACUAAGGGGUUGGCGAGGCGCCCAAGUCAAUCAAUCCCUCAAGGCCCUACAAUGGCUGUACUACCAAGAACAUCUUAUUCCUAAGGAGGGGGCCAGUGCUGACCGCAUUCGACAUGUCCGGAAUGGGGGCGAGCAGUUUGUCCGGACCCUCGUGAACAGUUAUUUUGUGGAUGGGUACGAUCCUCUGAUCCGAACCGUCUACGAAUUUCAUGGGUGUCUCUAUCAUGGCUGUCCCACCUGUUUUCCCAUGAGAAACGCCAAACAUUAUGCCACACCGGAUCGAACCGUGGAGGAACUCUAUCAGGCCACGCUCUCCAAACGUAUGGCUCUGCUCCGAGCAGGUUACACAGUGAUCGAAAUGUGGGAAUGUGACUGGGACCGACUGGUGGACACGGAUGAAGCCGUCCAACGUUUCCUGAAUUCGUUUGAUCUGGUGGCUCCCCUGGAACCCCGUGACGCCUUUUUUGGGGGUCGCACCGGUGCGGUGGCUCUCCAUGCCGUGGCUGAAGAGGGGGAGGAAAUACGCUAUGUGGAUGUGACCUCCUUGUACCCGUGGGUGAAUAAGAACUGCCCUUACCCUAUUGGUCAUCCCAAGAUCAUCACCCAACCCGCCGACCAGUCCCUGGAGUCCUAUUUUGGUAUUGCUACGGUGGAUAUUCUUCCACCGGCUGGCCUAUUCCACCCCGUCUUGCCUGUACGCUGUGGCCAAAAGCUCACCUUUCCUCUCUGCCGUGCCUGUGUCCAGACAGAGCAAGCCCAACCCAUGUUGACCCGAACCCAGUAUUGCCCUCAUUCGGAUGCGGAUCGCACACUACGCGGGACCUGGUGCACCCCCGAGCUGGUCAAAGCCGUGGUAAAAGGGUACACCCUCAUCAAGAUCCACGAAGUCUGGCAUUUUCCCCCCGAGCAACGCCAAACGGGUCUUUUCGCUGAUUACGUCAAUACUUGGCUCAAACUCAAACAAGAAUCCGCGGGGUGGCCCAGUUGGUGUCAGACCCUCGAGCAGAAACGAGAGUACAUUCUUCGUUACCAGGAACGGGAGGGGAUCCGACUGGACAUUGCCAGCAUUGCCAAAAAUCCCGGUCGCAAGGCCACGGCCAAGCUCAUGCUGAACAGCUUCUGGGGCAAGUUUGGGGAGCGCAUGAACAAACCCACCACCGUCACCGUUCAAAACCCCGCCCAUUUGUUCAGCCUGAUCUCCGAUGCGGCUCUCGAUCUCAGUACCCUCCGUCUCUGUACCGACGACAUCUUGGAGGCCGUUUACACCAGUGUCCAAGACAAUGCCGUCAAAGGCACCAAGACCAAUAUCUUUGUGGCGGCUUUCACCACGUGCCAUGCUCGGCUCAAGCUCUACGAGUCCCUCGACACCCUUCAACAGCAAGUGCUNACGCUAUGUGGAUGUGACCUCCUUGUACCCGUGGGUGAAUAAGAACUGCCCUUACCCUAUUGGUCAUCCCAAGAUCAUCACCCAACCCGCCGACCAGUCCCUGGAGUCCUAUUUUGGUAUUGCUACGGUGGAUAUUCUUCCACCGGCUGGCCUAUUCCACCCCGUCUUGCCUGUACGCUGUGGCCAAAAGCUCACCUUUCCUCUCUGCCGUGCCUGUGUCCAGACAGAGCAAGCCCAACCCAUGUUGACCCGAACCCAGUAUUGCCCUCAUUCGGAUGCGGAUCGCACACUACGCGGGACCUGGUGCACCCCCGAGCUGGUCAAAGCCGUGGUAAAAGGGUACACCCUCAUCAAGAUCCACGAAGUCUGGCAUUUUCCCCCCGAGCAACGCCAAACGGGUCUUUUCGCUGAUUACGUCAAUACUUGGCUCAAACUCAAACAAGAAUCCGCGGGGUGGCCCAGUUGGUGUCAGACCCUCGAGCAGAAACGAGAGUACAUUCUUCGUUACCAGGAACGGGAGGGGAUCCGACUGGACAUUGCCAGCAUUGCCAAAAAUCCCGGUCGCAAGGCCACGGCCAAGCUCAUGCUGAACAGCUUCUGGGGCAAGUUUGGGGAGCGCAUGAACAAACCCACCACCGUCACCGUUCAAAACCCCGCCCAUUUGUUCAGCCUGAUCUCCGAUGCGGCUCUCGAUCUCAGUACCCUCCGUCUCUGUACCGACGACAUCUUGGAGGCCGUUUACACCAGUGUCCAAGACAAUGCCGUCAAAGGCACCAAGACCAAUAUCUUCGUGGCGGCGUUCACCACGUGUCAUGCUCGGCUCAAGCUCUACGAGUCCCUCGACACCCUUCAACAGCAAGUGCUCUACUAUGAUACCGACAGUGUGGUGUACAAGUGGCGUCCAGGUCAACCCAGUAUUGCCACCGGGGAUUUUCUGGGCGAUAUGACGGAUGAAUUGGACGGAGACGUCAUCACUGAGUUUGUUUCGGGGGGCGCCAAGAAUUAUGGGUACACGACUCGCGCAGGUAAAGUGGUGUGCAAGGUCCGCGGUUUCACGUUGAAUGUUCGGGGGUCCGCCAUUCUUAAUUUUCACACCAUGAAAGAGAACAUUCUCUCGGAACUAGACUCGCCUCAGGACGCUCGCCGGAAUUUGAACAUUGUCACUCCUUAUCAUUUCACACGGGAUCUAGAGAAGAAACAAAUUCAAGUGGUUCCGCGCGUGAAGCAGUAUGGGUUGGUGUUUGACAAGCGCGUCAUCGAUGUGACCACUCGAUCCAGCUAUCCCUAUGGCUAC